This is a messenger RNA of Physella acuta, 555 nucleotides long. RefSeq lists its product as uncharacterized. The record is from RefSeq and is a predicted model, not a curated record. Lineage: Eukaryota; Metazoa; Mollusca; Gastropoda; Physidae.
AUGCUGGCACCCGCUGAUAUACCUAUAAGGUAUUAUAAUGUCACAGGCUACCAGAUGUCACAGGCUACCAGAUGUCACAGGCUACCAGAUGUCACAGUCUACCAGAUGCCACAGGCUACCAGAUGUCACAGGCUACCACAUGUCACAGGCUACCAGAUGUCACAGGCUACCAGAUGUCACCGUCUACCAGAUGCCACAGGCUACCAGAUGUCACAGGCUACCACAUGUCACAGGCUACCAGAUGUCACAGGCUACCAGAUGUCACAGGCUACCACAUGUCACAGGCUACCAGAUGUCACAGACUACCAGUUGACACAGAUAACCAGAUGUCACAGGCUACCAGAUGUCACAGACUACCAGUUGACACAGAUAACCAGAUGUCACAGGCUCAUUGAUGUCACAGGCUACCAGAUGUCACAGGCUACCAGAUGUCACAGGCUACCAGAUGUCACAAACUACCAGUUGACACAGAUAACCAGAUGUCACAGGCUACAUAUGUCACAGGCUACCAGAUGUCUUAGACUACCAGAUGUCACAGGAUACCAGAUGUCAUAG